Microdochium trichocladiopsis is the source of this 894-nucleotide messenger RNA. Its product is annotated as concanavalin A-like lectin/glucanase domain-containing protein. The transcript has 3 exons. The record is from RefSeq and is a predicted model, not a curated record. Lineage: Eukaryota; Fungi; Ascomycota; Sordariomycetes; Xylariales; Microdochiaceae. The coding region runs from base 1 to 894 and encodes 297 amino acids. Gene Ontology annotation, biological process: carbohydrate metabolic process. Gene Ontology annotation, molecular function: hydrolase activity, hydrolyzing O-glycosyl compounds.
AUGCACUCGUCAACCCUUUACCUCCUUUCCCUACCUCUAGUCGCACGAGCCGUGACGCCUCCCAGCUACAACGGCUUCACCCUGCGCUGGUCCGACGGAUUCGGCGGUGCGGCGGGCUCAUCUCCAAAUCCGUCAAACUGGAACAUCAUCACGGGCAACCUGGGCGUCAAUAAUGAGCUGGAGACGUACAGUUCCUCCUCGCGCAACGUCCAGAUCUCAGGCGGCAACACGGUGCAGCUGGUGCCAUGGCGCGACGGUUCCGUCAGCGGCGGCUGGACCUCGGGCCGCAUUGAGAGCAAGUACACCGUCACUCCGGAUGCCGGAAGGGUGACGAGGGUAGAGGCUCAGGUCAGGUUUGGCACCAACGACCCGUCCCGUAAGCAGGGCAUGUGGCCCGCCUUCUGGAUGUUGGGGCAGGCUCUACGCCAGGGCACCGGCUGGCCUGCAUGUGGCGAGCUGGAUAUUCUUGAGACAGUCAGCGGAAGGUUGACCGGCUAUGGGACGGUGCACUGUGAUGUCUACCCCGGCGGUAUCUGCAACGAAGGCAAUGGUAUUGGCUCCAGCAUCGGGAUCCCUGAUCAGAGCUGGCAUACGUGGAGGCUUGAGUGGGACCGCACCAGUAACAACUGGCAGACCGAAGCGAUUCGCUGGUCCAUGGAUGGCAACGUAUAUCAGACCUUGACUGGUAGCCGCAUCGGCAACCAAAACGUGUGGAACAGCCUCGCCCACAGCCCCUUCUACUUCAUUCUCAACAUGGCCGUUGGGGGUAACUGGCCUGGCUACCCAGAUGGCAACACUCUCGACGGCUACGGCAGCAUGAUGGAGGUCGCGUACGUGGCCCACUACGCUCAGGCUGGCAGCCUUAGCGAGUCCGAGUCUCACGACGAGCUUUGA